AUGGCUCAUCAAUCACAACCAUCCUACGCCGGCGCUACUAAAAAUGGAGCACUCGCACAACCUCAAUUGGACUCUCCCUUACAACAUUUCACCGAAUCCUCCUUUGACUCCGUCGAAUUCCUAAAUGACCACCUCCCACCACUGACGCUAUCAGUCUCCCAGCCACAUGCUUCUCGAGCACCAGAUUCUGUCGGUCUAGCCGAGCUUUCUUCUCGGAGCCAAUCUCUCGUUUCGCAAUUGGGCACGCAAAAUCUAACUGAAGAGAUAUUGCGAAGUGGUGGAAGGCUUGCAUACGAAGUUGAAGUGCUGCGGGGCGAGGCAAUCAGUCUUGCGGACGCUCUGGCGGAGAAUUUACACGAAGAUAUUAUCAAGUUCGCUCCAGAAGGACAGGAAGUGAGCGAAGAGAAUAAGAAAGCCCCGGACGAAGAGGGUGAAAACGUCGAAAUUACGCCCAAACUGCCCAAUGAGCCAGAUUUCAUUACUCAAUUACGAAUACUGGGUCAAGUGCGCACGCGAUUAGAGGAAAUUAUCCAGACAUUCGGAGACGCGAUGGAAUGGCCGCUUCCACCGUCUGAACUAUCGAUCACAUCCUCCUUCAUAUCCGUAUCAGCACCGGAACCCGGAACUGAGAGUCAUAGCCGCGAGGAACGAGGUCAAGAAGUGGCUAAAAGGCUUCGAACAGAAAUCACAGAGUUACUCGAUAGUAACGGAGGGGGAGACGCUGGCUUGGCCGCUGCUACAGAACGACUGGAUAGACUACGCAAUCUCGCUAUCAUAUGGAAAGGCACAGCUGAGGAGAAGGCCCGUACUCGGUUUCUGGAUGGUCUCGCACGAAUCAUUGAAGAUCGACGCAAGGCCUUGGAGAACCAAAGAGAACGUGCAUCGAAGAAAGCAAGAUCGUCGAUGGAGCAAAUCGCUGAAGAACGUGACAGCGGGCCUGGCGGGGGUCUGUUUCGAAAUCUUCAGCGCAUCCGAGAUGAAAUUUACCUAGAGUAGCUGGACUUCUCUCGAUUAGCUGUGAUUGAUAUGUAUAGAUGUAAUGCUAUUUUUGUAUUCGGGGAGGGUACCCCACAAUAUAGAAGAGACCCACACGUGAUCC
Molecule: messenger RNA, 1099 nt
Organism: Talaromyces stipitatus ATCC 10500
Lineage: Eukaryota; Fungi; Ascomycota; Eurotiomycetes; Eurotiales; Trichocomaceae
Exons: 2
Coding region: 1-996 (331 amino acids)
Source: RefSeq, a predicted model, not a curated record